AGCAAGGUUCAAAAGCGGAAAAAGAACAAGAAAUCAAUUAAAACAACGAUAAAAGAAGAAGAAUUAAGUGUCAAGUGGCUAUUUACUAUUUACUUAUAAUAAUAUGCCAACUUUACAAAUAUUCAAAAUAUUAAAAAUAAAAUAAUUUUCUGCGAUGGAUUCUGCUAAACUAGAGAUGUUUGAUGGUGGGGAAGGAACAGUACACGGCGAAAUGAAUAUACCCCAGCCUCCAAACAAUUCUCAGAUUGGUUUACCAGAUUUUAAUACAUUAAAUGAACCUAUUAAAGACACAAUUCUCAGAGACCUAAAAGCUGUUGGUGUAAAAUUUGCUCAUGUAUUAUUCCCAAAAGAGAAGAAGACUCUAUUAAAAGAAUGGGAUUUGUGGGGUCCUUUACUUCUUUGUACGUUUAUGGCAAUGUUUUUGCAAGGAUCUGCUACAACAACUAACCCACAUGACGGAGGACCAGAAUUUUCCCAAGUAUUUGUAAUCGUAUGGAUAGGUUCAGUAGUUGUAACUUUGAAUUCUAAAUUAUUAGGAGGAAAUAUAUCCUUCUUUCAGAGUGUUUGUGUCUUGGGAUAUUGUUUAUUGCCAACAGCUAUUGCUCUAAUGACUUGUCGUAUUAUUUUGUUGACCCGUCAAUCAACAUUAUUAUUUUUCUUGAGAUUAGUUGUAUCUAUGAUUGGAUUUAUGUGGGCAACGUAUGCUUCUAUGAUUUUUUUUGGGAGAUAGUCAGAAACCAAGAAGAAAGUUAUUAGCAGUGUAUCCAAUAGGACUCUUUUAUUUCAUUAUAUCAUGGUUAGUAAUAUCAAAAACAAAUUAAAAGUGAUUGUAAAAUUAA
Psylliodes chrysocephalus is the source of this 839-nucleotide messenger RNA. NCBI's taxonomy places the organism in Eukaryota, Metazoa, Arthropoda, Insecta, Coleoptera, Chrysomelidae. The record is from the annotation of a GenBank genome assembly.